GUCCUUCAUACAUCAUAUGAAUAUGAACCUGACACUGGAAAGGGCUGUGACCAUAAUAGGAUUGUAUAGAUUAUGGCAGAGCCAAGACAGGAGCUCAUGCUGGGAUGCAUAGAACCUUCCCGCUCCCACGCCCCCUUCUUCUUUUGCUCUCUAUAUUCUUGAAAUAAGCAUUUAAUCUGUCCCCUUUCCAGUUUCCCCCAUCUCUGCCAUCUUGUCUGGUUUCCAGAAUUCUUUUCCCUGGGGCCUCUUCCAGAAGUGCCAAUGUGUGUCCACCCUUUGGGUCUGGGCACUGAGGCACAGCUUUCCUCUUACUAGUAUUGACUCAUAAUUAUCUCCCCUAGGCAAAGCGUGACACUUGGUGUGGUCAGGGCAGUGACUGAGGGAAGCACAGGGAGCUGAAGUAGCCAGAAGGAGGCUUCUAACUCAGACCGAUAGUCAAUGAAGGCUUCCUGGAGGAGGCGACACCUGAGCUAAGCCACAGCAGAGAAGGAAGGGUAGGGCCAGGGAUUUUUAGUGUGGAGUUCAGGCUCCAUCUGAAUUCCCAAACCCCAGAGGCUGUUCUGAGCCCUAGAACCUUCACUUUGGACCCUGCAGUUUUCCUAGGGAGGGAGCGUGUGUGGACAAGAGACAGGUGAGGUAUGAUCUGCCCUUGUCUCAAGCAGACCCCCAGACCCUUUCCUCUGAAGCUCCUCGGAUCUUCCCAGGCCUCCUGCUCUUCCCCUUCCACAUAGUCUCCCUUGGCAAUGCUGUCCAUCCCCUGGCUUGUAAACACUGCCCUGUCUUGAGGAUAUCCAAAUUGGCCAUCUCCAGUCUCGAUUCAUUCAUUCACCAAGUUUUUAUUGAACACUUACUGUCCCCGGCUCCAUACCAGGUGCUGGGGAGACCCUAGGGAACCAAGCAGACAUGCUCUUUCAUGGAGCUGAAGUUUAGUAGGAGAUACAGAUGGGAAACAAGUACACAAGUGACAGGUGUGAUGAAGUAAUAAGACUUCCUAGAUACAGUUGGCUCAUCUCCCUUGUUUCUAUCCACAGCAUCUCCUUAUUUCUUAGCAUUUAUCAUUGCAAAUACAUGUUUAUUUGUUGCUUGUUUAUGUCUGUUUCUGAAACUGGAAUACGAGCUCCUGAGAGCUUAUUUGCCAGAUAACAUGUUGUCAGAUGACACUGUCUCUCUAGUGUCUAGAAGGAUAUCCAGCAUGUGGUAAGUGCUCGAUAAAUGUUUGUUAAUGAAGGAAAGAACUAGGAAGGGAAGGUGGGAAAAUGAGAAGAAAAAAAAAAUAGAGAACUAAGUUAGAGAAGGUGGGGAAGGGGUUACUUUAACCAGAUAAUCAGGGAAGGCAUCUGUGAAAAUGUAAUGUCUAAGCUGAGAUUUGAAGAUUGAGAAAGAACCAACCAGGCAAAGAGGCUGAGGAGAGCAUUCCAGGCAGAGGAAACAGCAAAUACAAGACCAGGAGGUGAGAAGAGCUUGGCAUACUAGAAGAAAGGAAAGGCCAGUGUGGUUGCACUAGAGUGAGCAAGGGGGAGGGUAGCAGGAGAUGAAGUUAACAAGAAAAUAGGUGCCACAUCACAAAGGGCUUCACAGGCUACAGUGAGGGCAUAUAAAUUUUAAGUGUCUAUAACUCUUAAUUGUCCUCUGAUACUGAUUCCUGGAUUUCUCUUAGGCACUUUAAAUUCAUCACUUCCUGAAGCACACAUUGUGGGUGCCCUGCCCAUAUUUGCUUGGCUCACAUGGGAAGUCAUAGGUAGACAGUGCCCAGAUACCCAGUCUCCCCAGAUGCUUCCUUAGUAUUCUGAGGGAAGGAGUGUGCUCCUGUACCCAGCAGGUCCAAAGUGGAUGGGAGUUUCUGUAACCUUUAACCAGUUAGAGACAGGAAUUAGUAAACACACAUCCCAGCUUUCUGGUUCCUUGGGGGUCAUUUGUGAGGUGUGUUCUCCACAGAGUCUCAGAAGGUCCCCAUUGGGUUUGGGUUCCAAUUAUUUACAGUGGUAACCUAUCAGUCGAUACACCCUUUAUUGGCUUUUUUCCUUUCUUUGUCUCACUUCCCCACUUCUCACGAUCCUUACUGGGAUCAUCUCCCCAGUCAAGUCCUUGCACUCCGAUUCCCAUGUUAGGGUCUGCUUUGGAAGGAACUCAAACUAAGGCACUCUUUAGACAUAACUCAUUAUAUUCCCCUAAAUAUUAUUCUCUCUUCCCCAUCUCAGGCUCGAACCCAGCUGCCAUAGUCAGACAUUCAAGUCUGGUCAAUUCUAGAAGAAAGGCUGCGGUACAGCUAUUUAUCAAUUCCCUCUCUUCUUGUAUCCAGCCCUGUGCUGAACAAUGAGACUGGGAUGAAUCAGAUUAUUUCCUGCUCUUGGGGAGUUUCUAGUCUGUUGGGGAGACAGACCUGAUCCCAGAUAAGGACCAUACAAUGUGCUCAGAACCAUAUCAGAAAAGUCAGAGAAAUCUUUCUUGAAGAGGUGACACCAGCUGGGUACUGAAGGCUGAGUAGGAAUUGGCCACGUGGGAGGCAGAGAGACUCUAAGAAGAAGGCAAAAUUUUAUGCAACACUUUGGGGGUGUGAAAAUAUAGGGGUUUGGCAAGGCAAGGGAGUGGAAAGGAAAUGGAAAGAAACUCUAUAUUGGGUAUGGAGAAGCGAGGAAAAGGGUGGGCAGAAGCUGAGGCAUGUCGGGCCUUGAACAUCAGGCUGAGGAGCUUCUACUUGCUCCUGAGUGUGAUAGCGAGCUAUGGAGGGUAGUAACAGUGUCAGAUUUGGGUUUGAAAAUGAUCCCCUAGUCAGAACUAGGGGGCUAGCUCAGCCAGGCUCCCUAGGUGGAGGCUGAAAGGUAGGCAUUUUUAGGGGGUGAAAGAAGUGAUUUUGAGCCUGAGGCACUAGGAAAAGGGUAGGGACUAAAGUGCAGGAAGGAGUGCUCCUGAACUUGAAAGGGUCCACCUCCCCACGGCCAGCCUUGGGCCUUGAUGUUACCUGAUUCAGCUAAACAAAGCCAGGGAGGGGGGACGAGGCUUGGGGGAUUUGUCAGCUCACUGCCCCUGAGGUAACCAUUAAUCGCUCCCCUGGGAGAAUACAGGGAUUGGUACAUUGAGGGGCAGAUCCUGGACAGAAUGGAGGAACACACAGAGGCAGGCUUGGCACCAGGGUUGGGGGAUCAGAGGGUCCUAAUCGACAACCCUGCUGACAUCCUGGUCAUUGCUGCUUAUUUCCUGCUGGUCAUUGGUGUUGGCUUGUGGUCCAUGCGCAGAACCAACAGAGGCACUGUGGGUGGCUACUUCCUGGCUGGACGAAGCAUGGUGUGGUGGCCGGUCGGGGCCUCUCUCUUUGCCAGCAAUAUCGGCAGCGGCCACUUUGUGGGCCUGGCAGGGACUGGUGCUGCAAGCGGCUUGGCUGUGGCUGGAUUUGAGUGGAACGCGCUGUUUGUGGUGCUUCUACUUGGCUGGCUCUUCGCUCCAGUGUACCUGACCGCGGGCGUAAUUACGAUGCCGCAGUACCUGCGCAAGCGCUUCGGUGGCCAUCGCAUCCGCCUCUACCUGUCCGUGCUCUCGCUUUUUCUGUACAUCUUCACCAAGAUUUCGGUGGACAUGUUCUCUGGAGCGGUAUUCAUUCAACAGGCUCUAGGAUGGAACAUUUAUGCCUCCGUCAUCGCGCUCCUGGGCAUCACUAUGAUCUACACUGUGACAGGAGGGCUGGCAGCGCUGAUGUACACGGAUACUGUGCAGACCUUCGUCAUUCUCGGGGGGGCCUUCAUCCUCAUGGGUUACGGUAUGCUCAUUGGUGGAGGGAUGCGGAGGUCACAGGGCUCUCACUCAGGGAGCUGGGACAUCGAGUGUCUCAGGCGUGUGGGUUGUAGGGAGGGUCUCGGCGCGGGUGCCAGGUCCCCUGACGGCCCUGCCCACACAGGCUUCCACGAGGUGGGCGGAUAUUCAGGGCUUUUCGACAAAUACUUGGGGGCAAUGACGUCGCUGACGGUGUCCGAAGAUCCGGCCGUGGGCAAUAUCUCCAGCUCCUGCUAUCAACCCCGGCCCGACUCCUACCAUCUGCUCCGGGACCCUGUGACGGGGGACCUGCCGUGGCCCGCGCUGCUCCUGGGGCUAACCAUCGUCUCGGGCUGGUACUGGUGCAGCGACCAGGUCAUUGUACAGCGCUGCCUAGCGGGGAAGAGCCUGACCCACAUCAAGGCGGGCUGCAUCCUGUGCGGCUAUUUGAAGCUGAUGCCCAUGUUCCUCAUGGUCAUGCCAGGCAUGAUCAGCCGCAUUCUUUACCCGGACGAGGUGGCGUGCGUGGUACCCGAGGUGUGUAAGCGCGUGUGUGGCACUGAAGUGGGCUGCUCCAACAUCGCCUACCCGCGGCUCGUCGUGAAGCUCAUGCCCAAUGGUCUGCGCGGGCUCAUGCUGGCAGUCAUGCUGGCUGCGCUCAUGUCCUCCCUGGCCUCAAUCUUUAACAGCAGCAGCACACUUUUCACCAUGGACAUCUACACACGCCUGCGACCCCGUGCAAGCGACCGUGAGCUGCUGCUAGUAGGACGGAUCUGGGUGGUGUUCAUUGUGGCUGUGUCGGUGGCCUGGCUACCUGUUGUGCAGGCGGCACAGGGUGGGCAGCUCUUUGACUAUAUGCAGGCAGUAUCUAGCUACCUGGCGCCGCCUGUGUCCGCAGUCUUUGUGCUAGCGCUGUUUGUGCCCCGUGUCAAUGAGAAGGGUGCCUUCUGGGGACUGAUUGGGGGCCUGCUGAUGGGUCUGGCGCGCCUCAUUCCUGAGUUCUCUUUUGGCUCCGGCAGCUGUGUUAGACCCUCGGCAUGUCCGGCACUCCUCUGUGGUGUGCAUUACCUCUACUUUGCCAUUGUACUCUUUGUCUGCUCUGGCCUCCUCACCCUUGUAGUCUCACUGUGCACAGCACCCAUUCCACGCAAGCAUCUCCACCGCCUGGUUUUCAGUCUCCGGCACAGCAAGGAAGAGAGGGAAGACCUGGAUGCUGAUGAACUAGAAGGUCUAACCUCACCCCCUAUACAGAAUGGGCACCCCGAACAUGCAGUGGAGAUGGAGGAGCCCCAGUCCCCAGCACCAGGCCUGUCCUGCCAGUGCCUGCUCUGGUUCUGUGGAAUGAGUAGGGGUAGGGCGGGUAGUUCCCCACCCCCUACCCAGGAGGAGGUUGCUGCAACGGCAAGGCGGCUGGAGGACAUCAGUGAGGACCCGAGCUGGGCCCGUGUGGUCAACCUCAAUGCCUUGCUCAUGAUGGCUGUGGCCACAUUCCUCUGGGGCUUUUAUGCCUGAGGCCAACUGUGUUAGACACCAGGAGCCACAGCCAGGGC
This is a messenger RNA of Pteropus alecto (black flying fox), 5294 nucleotides long. RefSeq names its product solute carrier family 5 member 2 (gene SLC5A2). Gene Ontology annotation, cellular component: plasma membrane. NCBI's taxonomy places the organism in Eukaryota, Metazoa, Chordata, Mammalia, Chiroptera, Pteropodidae. Gene Ontology annotation, molecular function: D-glucose:sodium symporter activity. The coding region runs from base 3097 to 5256 and encodes 719 amino acids. Gene Ontology annotation, biological process: sodium ion transport; transmembrane transport. The transcript has 13 exons. The record is from RefSeq and is a predicted model, not a curated record.